AUGUCAGCAGCCAAACCCUUAGCGGAAAAGAAGAACCUACUUCUCUGUUUCGACGCAUUUGGCACACUCUUUACUCCAUCUAAACCCAUUCCAGUCGCCUACGCACAAGCCGCAGCUCGCCACGGCAUCAAUGUAGGCAACACCGAAAACCCCAAGGAAAUAGCUUCAAGCUUCAAGCAAGCUUUCAAGAAAGCAUCUCAAGAAAACCCAAACUAUGGCAAGGCAACAGGAAUGGGUGCAGAGAAGUGGUGGGCAAACGUCAUAGAAGACACCUUCACACCCUUCCUCAGCAAAGACCAAACCUUCCCACCUGCCCUUACCCAGGAACUCAUACGCACGUACUCCUCUGGUUUAGGUUACAAGCUGUACCCAGACGUAAAGCCCUUUUUCAACAUGCUGCACUAUGCAAGAAAUAUUCCAAGGCACCACUCCCUUCCAGGCAUAUGGCCCUGGGACAGGACCAUCGUGGGGAUAAUAACGAAUUCUGAUAACCGCGUCCCCGAAGUGUUGACUUCAUUGCGGUUCAAAAUGAGCUCCCUUCGGUACGGUCAUGAUGCUGAUCAGAAGACAAGAAAAAAGCGUUCUAGAAGGGGGCAGGACCAAGACGUAGAUUUCACCGUGCUAUCCUACGAUGUUGGCUUCGAGAAACCCGAUCGACGCAUCUUCGCUGCUGCGGAAGAGUUGUUAGCUUCGACACUGGGUGCCUCAGAGUCCAGCUCUGAUAGUCCGGCAUCAACGUUCGAGAAGUUAUACGUAGGCGAUGACUUGACGAAGGAUGCUUUUGGCGCCGAGGAUUCAGGGUGGUCUAGUGUGUUAGUGCAGCGAGACGGGAUAGAUUGUCAGGGUUACGGAUUAAAGGUGUCAGAAGAACAAGUUGAGGGAGAAGGAGAAGAUGGAAAGAAGAGGAGAGUGACGAAAGUGGGGAGUUUAGCAGAUUUGUGUGCAUGGAGACCGGGGAAGGAGCAUGAGGCAUUUCCGGUUCGGUAUAUAUUUACGAAACGUGAUUGA
Molecule: messenger RNA, 1008 nt
Organism: Alternaria atra
Lineage: Eukaryota; Fungi; Ascomycota; Dothideomycetes; Pleosporales; Pleosporaceae
Exons: 1
Coding region: 1-1008 (335 amino acids)
Source: RefSeq, a predicted model, not a curated record